Messenger RNA from Stomoxys calcitrans (stable fly), 2110 nucleotides. It is a transcript of the gene dah, whose product is annotated as dystrotelin. Gene Ontology annotation, biological process: synaptic signaling. NCBI's taxonomy places the organism in Eukaryota, Metazoa, Arthropoda, Insecta, Diptera, Muscidae. The transcript is spliced from 9 exons. The record is from RefSeq and is a predicted model, not a curated record. Bases 68 to 1972 code for a protein of 634 amino acids. Gene Ontology annotation, cellular component: plasma membrane. Gene Ontology annotation, molecular function: zinc ion binding.
ACUUCAUAAUUUCUCAUUUUUGUAAGCGUAAAGUAUUUGUGGCAUUGAUAUUUACAGCAUUGGGAUCAUGGAAUCUGUCAGCGGCGGAGUUUUUCCUCAAACAACCAAUAUAAUUUGCCAACUUCAUUAUGAUUUCGAGAGUUACAAAUACACUGUAUAUAGAUGUGCGGCCAAAUUUGUUAAACUUCAAAAGAUACUAUUUACAAAUAAUAUCCCAUAUAAAUUGGUAUUGGCUGUUAUGGAUCGUCAUGGAAUAAUGGACGAUGUUAAUUUGAUGGUUCCGCCUUUCCAGUUAACCUCUUUGAUACAUGACAUAUUUUUUGCCUGUGAAAAGCUAGGGCAUUUCACUAAGAUGGUAUCAUAUGGCCUGGAAUCAGCUACAGCCGUUCUUUCGAAUUUCUUUUGGAAUAUUUUUGAUCCACAUCGUCGCCAUUCGAUAUCUCUUUUGGAGAUUAAGAUAACAUUUCUCUUGUUGUGUAAGUUGCAUGCUUCAGACCAAAUGGUCUUGGAAUUUUACAAUUUACUAUGUAACAGGAAGACAAAAUGUGUAUCUAAGCUCAACUUUGAAUAUAUGCUGAACAUUUUGUCGAAAAUAUUCUCAUAUAUAGGGGAGGCAUCAGCAUAUGGAUCUCAAAACACCACAACGGUCUUGGAUCAGUCCUAUGCUAGGUGCCACAAUUUGUCUGGCCUAACUGAAUAUCAGUUUCACUGUUUGUGGACCACAACACAAACACGUUUCCUUAUAUACGCAAAUUUAAUUGCACUCAUUAAACGGAUUGAAGACACAGAGAAGCUGAUUCAUCUCAACACUUGUGCAUCUUGUCACGUUGAAAAAAUAACUGGAAUUCGCUUUAAAUGUCAAAAUUGCAAAGAACUCUCGUUGUGUUUAAAAUGUUUUGCCAAGGGCUAUUCCAAUAAUAAACAUGACUCCAGACAUCGAAUGUAUGAAGUAUAUGUUGAGGAUGUACCACCUAAAAAAUUCUCUUACUACUUAGCCAAAUUAUGCACAGGUAUUUUUUGUGCGGCUAAACGCUCAAGUGAUGAUACCAAAGGUUUUGCUAACGAAACGGUAACACAGAAUGACACAGAGUUGGUAACCAUUGCCACCAAUAGAACAUCAAAUGCAUCAACCGUUAGUGUUAAGGCAUCCGCUGGUAAUGCUGUUUCAGCUGCACAGAAAAAAGUUUUCGAAGAAAAAAGCAAAAGUGAUAAUAAUAGUCAAAAAAUUGAAGUGGAUGCUUCGUUAGCUUGUCUUACAACAACUGCUUCGACAGCCUUAAAUGUUUCUGGAAAAUUGCAAACCAUAAUUGACAAACUUCUGAAUCAAAAUGAAAAACUGGAGGACCAAUUAAAAUAUAUAGAAUCAUCAACGACAGAAGAAAUAUCGCAUUUCUUAAGAGAACAUCAAGAAUUUCUAAGGGAAAUAAUAGCGGAAAUGCGAAGUUUUUCGACUGUACAUUCGGAAACCUCAAAAACAUUUUUGCCAAGUAGCACCCCAAACCGGUGGGGAGUACCAGGCAUGGAUAAUCUAAGCGCUGUAGUUAACACACAAUCUAUUUGUAAUAGUUUUCCAUAUGAAGACAAAGCAAGGGAUAAUCUAACUCAUUCAAUUAAUGGUGCAGAUGUUAAUCGUACCUAUCUUGAUGCCAAUAAAUCGGAUUAUUCCAUUAACGAUUUGAGCCUAUGGUUUAAUCAAAGGCGUUUAUCAUCCCAACCUCACAAUUCUAUGGCCAUGGUACAACCACUUUCCGUUCUGACGGAAGUCACAUCGCAGGAUGAACUUAAUUAUUAUGGCCUUAAUUCCCGUGAUACAGAAUUGGAUAAUUUUAAAUUACUUUUGAAUAAAGUUAAAGAAAUUGUAGAUGACUCUUACAGCGACAAUGCGGACUUGUCCGAAGCUACACAAAAUUUGGAAAAUGUUCUGGAAUCAAUAAUCAAUACCGAAGCAGACCGAAAACUGAGCCUAAAUUAAUUUGUAAUCAUUCCAUCCAUCACAUUGUUAUGAACAAUUGCAAUAUAUUUUCAGUAGCUUUAAGUUAUAAGCGUUAAAAAUCCAGAACACACAAUUUUAACUAUUUUGUACAAUAAAUUUUAUACAUACUUUUAUAAA